Messenger RNA from Nicotiana tabacum (common tobacco), 1663 nucleotides. Its product is annotated as putative UDP-rhamnose:rhamnosyltransferase 1. NCBI's taxonomy places the organism in Eukaryota, Viridiplantae, Streptophyta, Magnoliopsida, Solanales, Solanaceae. Gene Ontology annotation, molecular function: UDP-glucosyltransferase activity. The record is from RefSeq and is a predicted model, not a curated record.
AUGAAUUCAGCUAAAAUGAUCAGAAAGAAUGAUGUUCAUGUAGUAAUGCUACCCUGGUCUGCAUUUGGUCACCUUAUUCCAUUUUUCAAUUUCUCCAUAGCCUUAGCCAGGGUAGGAGGAGUUCAUGUAUCAUUCAUAUCUACUCCCAAGAAUAUCAAAAGACUCCCUAAAGUUCCUCCUAACCUGACACACCUUGUGAAAUUAGUGGAAUUUCCAUUGCCAACUCUUGAUGACAAGAGUCUUUUGCCUGAAGAUGCAGAAGCUUCUGUUGAUCUACCAUUAGAAAAAAUUCAGUACUUGAAAGCAGCUUAUGAUCUACUCCAAGAACCCAUCAAACAAUUCAUUGCAGAUAAAAAGCCUGAUUGGAUUAUUGUUGACUUCUUCCAAUAUUGGAUAGUUGAGAUUGCUGAAGCUUAUGAUAUCCCUAUGAUUCACCUCAGUAUUUUCUCAGCUGCUUCAAGAGCUUUCUUGAUUGCAGCAAGAGCUUCAGGACCUAUUCCGGAAAGUCUCACCUCACCUGCUUCUGAGAUGCUGGAAUUUUCAUCAACUUUGGCUUACCGGAGUUAUGAAGCAUUAGAGCUUUUCUCCUCAUCUUUCGUAGAAGACGCCUCUGGGUUAUCUUACGCUCAACGUUCAGCCAAAAUAUUGCGUACAUGUCGAGCUAUGGCUUUACGAAGUUGCAAGGAAUUCGAAGGUGAUUACUUGGAAGCGGUGCACAAACUCAUCUCUAAGCCUACUAUUCCAGUUGGAUUACUACCACCUGAAACAUCAUCACUAGGAGGAGAAAACUUCAAUGGCGAUCAAUCGUGGCAGAGAAUCUUCAAAUGGCUCAAUCAACAGAAGGCUGGAUCGGUUUUAUUUGUGGGAUUUGGAAGCGAGUGUAAACCUAGUAAAGAGCAAGUCGAUGAAAUAGCUUAUGGGCUUGAGCUUUCUAGGCUACCAUUUAUAUGGAUACUACAGAAGCCCAGUUGGAGUUCAGAUGAAGUGGAUCCUUUGCCAGCAAGAUUUGGGUUGACCACUGCAGAGAAAGGAGUGGUGCACAUUGGAUGGGCCCCACAGAAGGAAAUUCUGGCACAUCCUUGUAUUGGGGGUACUCUAACUCAAGCAGGCCUAAGUUCUACCGUAGAAACUCUACAACAUGGGCAUGUUCUUGUUGCUCUGCCAUUUGUGUAUGAUCAGGGGUUGAAUGCAAGAUUGUUAGUGGAAAAAGGAAUGGCAAUUGAAGUAGAGAGAAAGGAAGAUAAUGGGUCAUUUACCAGAAAGGAGAUAGCCAAGGCAUUAACAUACGCCAUGGUUUCUGAAGAUGGUGAAGAGCUUAGAGCUAGAGCAAGAGAAGCUGCUGCCAUAUUUGGAGAUAGACAGCUUCAUGAUUCUUACAUUGCUACCUUUGUUGAGUAUCUGAAAAAUAAGGAGUAGGAAAUAAAACUCUGUUCUGUCUGCAUUUUCUUCUACUUCCUAUGAACCAGAAAAUUUAAUGAAUGAAUAAACAACAAUUUGCAGUGGAAUUUGACAUUACUUGCUUCCUCUCAAUGGAUUUUUUUAUAAUGUAUCUACAACACCAAGGAUUAGCCCAAUGUUGCUUGAUUAUACGGGCUGUUGCAGAAAAAUAUCCAGUUCUGCUAAAUCUUAGUCUAAAUACAUAAAGAGGGCAAUCAUAAACUGA